GGCAGCCAGAGAGGGAACCGAGCCAACCGCUGGGAAGGCUGAGCUUUUUUAGAAAUUAGACCUUCCCGGCCUCUAAGGGGGCACAGUGACUACAGCACCGCACCCGAGAGCAAGGUGAUGUGGCGCAGAGAAUGCGAACCCUACAGGAACGGAUCGCCCUCAGCCACCCGCCUCUAGCUUAGGGAGCAGUCGCCUCUCCGUCCAACCAUGGGACUUUCGGGACUCCUUCCAGGCAACCGGUGGGAAGCGUGCCAUCUUUGGUGUGGUCGCCCAGAGCCUUGAACGCUGCGCUCAGCUGUUCUGUCGCCGCUGCCGGGAAGGGCUCAGCCGCUGUACUGAGAGCCCUAGGUACUCGUCCCUCAGGUGAGUGUCUCUUCCUGGGCCCCAGAGGCUACCGGCUCCCUGGGCCUGACCGGACAAUGGCGCACCUCUCCUCUGCCUCCUCUACACCGGCCGCCUAGCUCCUUACACCUCUUCGCCUACCUCCGCCGAGGCGGCGCGGGGAAAGCGCCCAGAGAGGCUGUGGGGACACCAGACGCCUGCCUCGGGAGGGCUUCGCUUCCCCUUUCCUUCCAGCCGAUCGGCUGCUGGCAAAUGACAAGACGCGGCGGGAGGUGGGUGUGACUGGAUCCCGAGAAGGGCUGGCUUCCCUAGGUUAGGAGGGAGCGGUGUUGGGAGUCCCCUAAGGGAGCAGGUGCGGUCCUAGCCGGCGGCUCUGCCCUGCCCUGCCCUACCCCCCACUGCGUGGGCGCCCACGCGGGAACAUGUAUGGCGAACUCUUCAAUUCCACCAGUGCCGCCGAAGUCCCGCUCCCGGUGCACACCAGCACGCUGUAUGGGAGCGGGACCCCGAAGCCAGUGAGCUCCUCUGCGCUCUACGUGUCCACAGCUCGGGCACUUAAGGAGGGGGAGAUAAGCAAGCCAGACCUGGUGACUUACCUCGUGUUGUUCUUCUUCCUACUCUUGUCCGUGUCCAUCAUCGUGCUCUUCAUUAACUGUCAGCUGAAAAACUCCUUCUUUGCCACUUUACCUUACGAUCGAUCUUUAAGGGAGGCUCGGACUCCGUGGAAAACGCAGGCUGUCUAACACCCCAGGCGGGCGGCAGCUGGAAUAAUCGACCCAGUCUGCUCCUUUGACUUGAAAAUUCUUAGUGCUGCUGGAACCUGCUUUGCGAGGAGGAAACCUGUGCCAUGAAAUGUCCCCUUUUUCUUUGACCAGGAUGUGGACGCAAAGGAGGCCCGUUUUAGAGGGAACCAAGUGGACAUAAGUUAAUGUCGCCAAACUGGUCCCCAAAGGACCAUUCUUUAUCACAUCAUCUAGAAAAAAAGCCCUAAUAUUUUCUUUGUUUGGCAUUUUGUAUAGCUUACAGACUCUGUGUGAGUGUAAAUUGUUUGGAUGGAUGCAGGUGGGGGGGGUAAGUGUGUGGCCUCACACUCAUCUAAAUGGUGAAAUGGUGAAAAAUCUAGCGGUUUCUUCAUCUCUGUCUUCCCAGAGAGAGUGUCACCCAAAGUCCAAUGUAGGGUUGAGAAUUCUUCCAAAAAGCACAAUUUGCAGUCUCCUGAUGAGACAUAGUGAAAGACAGGACUCAGGGUACUUGUUACUUACUCAGUAUGGACUUUCUUACUAUAAGUGAUGUUCAUAACUGGAAAGAUUGUAUAGACCCCUGACCUUGGUCUUUUGCUUAGCUUUUCCCAAAGCAAUGAGUCACACAGUAGAAAAGGGAUCAAAAAACAAAAACAAAAACCAAACAAACCCAGAGGAGGUCAGAUUAACAAAUCGAACUAAAAAUUGUGAUGAGUAAUGCUUGGAUCUGCUUGGGGGUUUGUAAAGCUUGAAGGGAUUACUCCAAUCUUACUAUCAGCAUCUUGCAUCACUGAUUUUAGGCAUGCCAGUUAUAAAUGAAGGCCAUAUCAUCACACUGGGGGAGUGUUCCACACAAAGGAACCAGUGUAUAUGAUGUUCUGACAUUGUGAAGAUGUAAAGCAUGUCACCUGUGGUCCAUAAAAGAUGUGCACACCAAGCUGUUCAGAGCUGCCAAGACAUAACCAUAAAUGUGUAUGUGGUGUAUGUAUGUAUCACACACAAUCUUACAUAAAGAGAUGAGAUUUGUAUCAGUGGGACAGAGUCCUGAGGAAAGCUUCCUUCCUGUUUCAGAUUGCUUAAACCAACUAUUUAUACAAUAAAACCUCGAUAAUUUGGACCCCACUGACAUGAAAUCUGUGGUGCUUUGGUUGGAAGAGAACUUUGAGAUAUUUCAGGCCAGCAGACCCCUACCUGAUAUGUGUUUGGUUACCUCUGACUACCUUUCUAGUUACUGAAUCAACUGAAAAGUCACAUUGCUUCAAUAUGAGUCUGUCUGGUCUAUGCUCACUCUUUCCCCAGAUUACCCAAAUUAGUGAGACUUAACCUUAUUUGCCCUGGCACAGAGUGUGUACAUUAGGCAGAGGUAGUGUAUUGUAGAGGAGGAAGCAUGUGUU
Dromiciops gliroides (monito del monte) is the source of this 2476-nucleotide messenger RNA. RefSeq names its product small integral membrane protein 32 (gene SMIM32). The record is from RefSeq and is a predicted model, not a curated record. The transcript has a single exon. NCBI's taxonomy places the organism in Eukaryota, Metazoa, Chordata, Mammalia, Microbiotheria, Microbiotheriidae. Bases 765 to 1085 code for a protein of 106 amino acids.